AUGCAGGACGAAGCUGCCCCGGCAGAGCCUGCAUCGUCCGACGAACCGUGUAUGUUUUCCCUCGACGGCAUCCCGGCCGAGCUGCGGCGACGGCUAGAAGCGCUGGAUGGCGCUGCUAUUACGCGGACAGUUUCCGUCUAUGAGGGCUUCGGCUCCUUUCAUUCCGAGAACGUCGAGGAUUUGGUGGCGAUGGACACGUUGACGUACCGCCCGCCGCCGCUUCCGGUGUUUUCGCGCAGAAUUCUGGGCUGCAGCGAGCUGCAGGAGAUGGACGUCGCCAGAGACGAGGAUGAGCGCAUGGGCAUCUGGAGCCGGCGCGUGCAGCUGUGUGACUUUGGCCUGCCGUUCCGCGAGGAGCACUUCGCCAUCACGCCGGAGUUCGUGUUCAUCAACCACGGCGCCUUUGGCGGCUCACUGCGCGGUGCGCUGGCGAUGAAGCACCGCUACGAGGAGAUGAUGGAGCGCGAGGUGGUGGAGUACAUGGACCGCGAUUUGCUUCCGCUCAUCGUGUACAGUGUCCGGCGUCUCGCAGAAUUUCUCAACGCCAGUCCAAGACAGGUGGUCCUCGUGCAGAACGCGACGUACGCGUUGAACUGUGCGAUGCACCUUAUUGAGAAGGAUGACGUGGUGGCGUUCUUCGACACUGAGUACCUUUCUGUGUACAAAAUGAUGUAUUUUCGAUGCACAGAAGUUGGUGCCUCUUUCCAUGAGAUCGCGCUCUCCAAGUAUUUGCACGACGCCUCGCUCAUGGGUGAUGACGCGGCCUUGACGGACGAGAUAUGCCGUCAUCUUCCGACAGGAUGCACGACAGUUGUCUUCGAUUACAUCACAUCGACCAGCGCGCUCUGUCUGCCGGUGUUUACGCAUAUUGUUCCCGCGCUGCGGCGCUGUGGUGUAACGAAGAUCAUCGUGGAUGGCGCCCAUGCACCGCUGCAGUUAGAGGUGAACCUUAACGACCUGCCGCCAGAGGCGCAGCCCAGCGUCUUGAUUGGAAACCUACACAAGUGGUUCUCCAUAGCCAAGUCUGUCGGCUUCAUGUGGGUUCACGCAGCGCUUGUCGAUUCCCUGCACUCCGUUGUUCUCUCACAUGGCGCUGGUAACGGUCUGCUCUCGGAGUUCAUCUGGGACGGCACGCGCGACUACGGCGCCUAUCUCUGCAUCCCCGCGGCCAUUGACUUCUGGCGCGCGCAGGGCCUCGAGCGCGUGCGGCGCCACUGCUCUCUUCUGCUGCAGCGCGCCGCGGAAAUGCUUACACACGCCUUUGGCACACGCCCCGUUGCCCGCCACGCCCCGUUCAUGUCACUUGUCGAGCUCCCCGAGGCGCUGCAGACGCCGUGCAUGACGGCGAAGUAUAUUCAGGACCUGCUGCACGACGUGUACAAAGUGGAGGUCCCAGUCAAGCGCGUGGAGGGGCGCUUUUAUGUGCGCAUCAGUGCCUUUGUCUACAAUACGCCGGACGAGUACGCAUACCUGCGCGAGGCGGUGCUCGGUAUCGCACGCGAGUGGCUGCGCUCCGACGAGCGGCAGUUGCUGCUCGCGCAGGAGGCGGGCAACUGCGCCGACGCACCGCGUGUUCCGUGCGACAAGCACAUCCGUGAGCAGGGCGGGUGUGGUUUGACGGGGCUUGAGCCGGUGCUGAAGCGAAGGAAGGGUUCCAGGUUCUAG
Trypanosoma grayi is the source of this 1665-nucleotide messenger RNA. RefSeq lists its product as hypothetical. The record is from RefSeq and is a predicted model, not a curated record. The coding region runs from base 1 to 1665 and encodes 554 amino acids. The transcript has a single exon. Lineage: Eukaryota; Euglenozoa; Kinetoplastea; Trypanosomatida; Trypanosomatidae.